UCAUCACCUUUAAGCUGAUAUGGUGAACCAGUGUGAAUCCAGUGUCUAGGAUUUAGGGGGUUAUAUUGGCUGAAAUGGAAUAUCGUAAUAAGUAUGUUUUAUUUAGUGUAUAAUGAGAAUUGUUGUGUUUAUGUUACCUUAAAAUGAGCUGUUUAUAUCUGCAUAGGAAAUGGGUACUCAUCUGUGGAAAUCGCCAUGUUGCUCGGCCAUGUUCCUACAGUAGCCCAGAACAGACAAACCAGUCACUGGCUCCACAACGGGUCGUGGGGGGGCUGGAGCCUAUCCCAGCUGACAUCAGGCGAGAGGCAGUGUACACCCUGGACAGGUUGCCAGACUAUCACAGGGCUGACACAUAGAGAGAGACAACCAUUCACACUUACGGACAAUUUAGAGUUAUCAGUUAACCUAGUCCCCAAUCUGGAUGUCUUUGGACUGUGGGAGGAAGCCGGAGUGCCCGGAGAGAAUCCACGCUGACAUGGUGAGAACAUGCAAACUCCGCACAGAAGGGCUCCCACACCCGGGAUCGAACCGGCAACCCUCUUGCUGUGAGGCGAGAGUGCUAACCACCACACCACCGUGCCGCCCUAAUAUAAAGUUACUGAAUGUAAUUUAUGUAAAGUUACAGAGCUUAGGUUUAGGAAAAAAAACCCUUAAAGUUCAGACAGUUUCCAUCAUCAGUCUCCUGGCGAAAGUCCUCUGUUUUGAGACCCAUCCACCAUCCUAGCCUUCCUCCUUACUGGACCAUUCAGGACACAAUUUUGUGAAUCCUAGAUAAGUGAAGGAAUGACCCACCCUACUCUCCCUAUGAUUGGCUGGUACUCGUUGCCUUUGUUGGCUGGAUUGGUUAGGUUUAGGCAAAAGGAGGACUGGUAGGGUUAGGGUAUGAAAGGCGCUAUAUAAAUAAAGUUUGAUUGAUUGAUUGAUUGAAUGUCAGGGUAAGCCAGUCGGAACCAGGUGGGCUGUCCCUUCGGUAUCCUAGGAUUCACAAAUUCAUGUUCAGUACUGCUUCAUCCCUUACUCUCAUCAUCGCAUUGGUCACAUGAUUGCAGCCUUCCAAAAUACAUAGGUGAUGCACAAAUUACUGGUUCAUGAUUACGUAAGAUAUGAACAAAUUUGGAUGAAUUACUUUUUGUAGAAAAAUGUACGAACAGUGCACCAGAACAGCCUGCGUACUUUCAUGAUGUAAAGUCAUUGCAUAGGCCACUGCAAGCUCUCUGUCAUCUCUGGAUGACAGGGGUGUUACCAGAACUCAUCCAGGAGCACACAGCUGCAAUAUUAGUGGAUCAAAACUCUCUAUUUCCAGCAGUGUGCUCUUCUUUAUUAUACAUCUUCAUAUUGUUUUCCUUUGUUUUGGGUUAGACUGGCGCUCUUUUAAUUAUGCCAUCUUAUUCCCUCUUCUGCAGUGGCACCUGAUGGGAGAAAUGGAAACCCAACAAAUGUGGAGUUGCAGAAAGCCAAAAUGUCUCAGUUAUAGCCACAGCCAUCUUGCAUUAGUGACAUCAUUUAGAGCCAGAGUCCACACACUAGAAAUCUCCAUGGUAUUGAGUUCCAAAUAACUAGCUAUAACCCAGCUUAUCAGAUAGAUGAACAAAUGAACACACAAAAGCAUGAUGAGAACUACCUAAGAUGACAGAAACCAUCUUUGGGAAAAACUUACUUGACAUGUACUUUGAUCUUUUAGUUUGGUCCAUGCCUCAUCUGCUAACAUGGAGGCGGCUGGGUUUAUGACCUGUACUGCAGCCAGUCAUCACGGAGCGAUCGAGACCUUUAUGGGGCGACAAUGUCGUCGUCCAUCUUUAUAUACAGUCUGUGGUUUAGAUAGCUUACACAAACAAGGCAUAUCAUCUAAUUUGUGAUAUUUAGAAGUGCUGUUUGGUGGAUUUUGUUACCUUUUGACAGAGCCAGGCUAGCUAUGUCCCCGUUUCAAGUUGUAAUGCAAAGCUAAGCUAAUCUGCUACUGGCUGUUGCAACAUAUUUAUGCUACAGACAUGAGAGUGGUAUCGAUCUUCUCAUCUAACCCUUGGCAGGAAAGCAAAAUGUAUUCAUAACUAUGUUAUCAAGGGACCUUUUUCACAGAAGACAUCUUGACUUGUCACAGUAGGAAAAGCACUGAUGUAAAUAAUAAAAUUAAUAAUGGCUGAAUUCCAUUUAGCUGCUUCAGUUUCAGGGUCCUGGUAUCGCUCAUUAAAACUGCGGUAAAAAAAGGUCUGUGCUGAUCAACUCUUCUUGCUCACCAACAUGUCUGUUCUCACUUUACAGCACAUCAAAAUUCCAUCGUAUUCUCUCUGGAGCAGCUUGAUUAACUCAGGAAACCAUUUACUGCAAUGUAAUCUAACUCUACAAGGUCUUAAUCUGACCCCAUCGACACACAAACACCUUAAGAGAAGUUAAAUAUCCGUCCGUAGCUCCCGAUGGUCAUUUAUUAUGCCCCCACUGACACCUCACAUCUGACAAAAACACCGCAGCGUGUUCGUCAGCACUGCGUAAUUUCCUGCCAUCAGGGCUUGUGUGGAGAUGUUUUUGUGGAAGUGGGAUGUUGUCGUGUGCCAGAGGCUCAUCAGAGGAUACCAGAGAUCAUAAGCAUGUUCAUGACUGAGUAAUUCCCCCUGGGAGGAAAUCAUUUGGAUGGCAUGCCCAGUGUCAGUUGUCCGUAACAGUGCUUAGACUGAAACCACAGGUAUUACAAUCUUUAUUUCCACUUAAAUCCAACAGAUGUAUUGCUCAUCUUCCUCACUUAAAAACACCUGUUUAAGUCUAGUUUAAAUCCUCAUUUAAUGAUUCCUGGAACAUGAAUUCAUUGCCUUUUACCUUCCUCAGAAUUGCUGCAGCUUUUUUCUCCUGUUGACAUAUUAGUUUUAUCUCUCUGUCUCCUGGGCCCUGCUCCGAGAACAUAUGAUGGCUUUUGAUCUGACCCUUGGGCCGUACUUCCCUCUUCCUUUUCCUUUUACUUUCUGGCAAUGACAGAGUCCACACACCCCGGUGAGGAGAAUCAACUCUAUUUAACCCUCAUUCAGCACACAGGCACAUAAACUGUGCAUCACUUGCCAUCCCUCUUCAUUCGUCCGUCUCAGCUCUGAGCAGUCAUAAAUAUGAUCUGGCUUUGCAUUAUAUCGGCGCUGUCAGUUAGUCCAGUCAUCUCUCAUCAAAAGACUGACACAAACCGCAUCAGUGUUUUCCCAGUGGAGAACCAAAGUAUUGCUGGAGUAUUCCAGGUGAGCGGCUUAAAUUACCUCAACCAGCCUCAGUACGUCUUCAAUGCCUCUGAUGCUCGCACGCUCUGCUUGUCCCUCAAAGUCAACAUUGCCUCAAAAGCACAAGUGCAGGAAGCUCUUAGUAAAGGUUUAGAGACAUGCAGGUUUGGAUGGACUGAUGAACAUCUUGCAGUCAUUCCCCGCAUAAAGGCCGUUUCUACCUGUGGCAAAAACCAGAUAGGCUUGGUGACAUGGCGAGCCCCGGUUACUAAAAAGUUUGAUGUGUUUUGCUUCAAUGAAUCAGAUGCAGCGGCACAAUUGAAGGAUGCAACGACUGAUAACCCUUUGAACGGCAGGGAUUACUCAGGGCAAACUCAUUCUUCUAAAGCAGCAAGCUCCACCCGCACCACGCACUCUACAUCUUCCUCCACCCCUCUGUUUUCUUCCACCUCAAUUCCUAGAGGCAUGGACAAUGAGGCAGUGCCGGUUCCAAUUGUCAGCAGGGCAGAGAGCUCUACUGGAGGAAAGGCUAUACUCAUCACCUCUACUUGUGCCCUUCUCCUUAUUGCAGUAAUCAUCUUUGUAUACAUAAAAAUGAGAAGGAGUCGGAGCUCGGACAUCAAGCAGCAGCAAGACUACAUCCAGACAGAGGAGUGGGUUUGUGUGACAAAAACAAAAGAACCCCAGAAAGGUUCUGAGGAAGAGGAGAGGAUAGAAGUGGGCGACGAUGCACAGAAAGAUGCUGAGGAAGAGGAGAGGAUAGAAGUGGGUGACGACGCAAGUUAGACAUUUUCUGAUGAGACAUUUUUAAGGACAUGGAAAACUACUGAGUAAUAUUGUAUAUUAAGGAUGAUGUGUCCCUUGUUGUUUCCUUUAAAAGGCUUUUUUGUUUGUAUGUGUAUUGUAUGUGUAUUAGUAUUUUCAGUUACUAUUAAAUAGUGCUGUUUAACCACUA
Molecule: messenger RNA, 4146 nt
Organism: Epinephelus fuscoguttatus (brown-marbled grouper)
Lineage: Eukaryota; Metazoa; Chordata; Actinopteri; Perciformes; Serranidae
Gene: lyve1a
Product: lymphatic vessel endothelial hyaluronic receptor 1a
Exons: 7
Coding region: 3090-3977 (295 amino acids)
Biological process (GO): cell adhesion
Cellular component (GO): plasma membrane
Molecular function (GO): hyaluronic acid binding; transmembrane signaling receptor activity
Source: RefSeq, a predicted model, not a curated record